Messenger RNA from Gracilinanus agilis (Agile Gracile Mouse Opossum), 855 nucleotides. Its product is annotated as mitochondrial dicarboxylate carrier-like. NCBI's taxonomy places the organism in Eukaryota, Metazoa, Chordata, Mammalia, Didelphimorphia, Didelphidae. Gene Ontology annotation, biological process: oxaloacetate transport; thiosulfate transport; phosphate ion transmembrane transport. Gene Ontology annotation, molecular function: antiporter activity; succinate transmembrane transporter activity; sulfate transmembrane transporter activity. The record is from RefSeq and is a predicted model, not a curated record. The transcript has 11 exons. The coding region runs from base 1 to 855 and encodes 284 amino acids.
AUGCACCAGAAAUCAGUGUCUCGGUGGUACUUUGGAGGCCUGGCUUCUGUUGGAGCUGCCUGUGUGACUCACCCACUGGAUCUGCUCAAGGUCCUUCUUCAGACAGAGCAUGGAAGAAAUUUUGGUGUUGCUGGCAUGACAGUGAGAGUGAUUACCAUCAAUGGCUUUAGUUCCUUCUACAAUGGGCUCUCUGCCUCAGUCUGUAGACAGCUGACCUAUUCUAUGAUUCGCUUCUCUAUCUAUGACUUUCUGAAGGAAAUUUUGUCAGAAAGCAGGAAGAAGUACCUACCCUUCCAUCAGAAGGUGAUUAUAGGGGCUAUGGGAGGUUUCGCCGGUGGGUUUGCAGGAACCCCAGCAGACAUUGUGAAUAUUAGGAUGCAGAAUGAUGUGAAGAUGCCACUGCACAUGAGGAGGAACUAUUCCCAUGCGUUGGAUGGGAUGAUUCGUAUUAUACGAGAAGAGAGGUUUAAGACAUUAUUCUCUGGUGCUUCCCUGGCAUCAAGUCGAGGGGCUUUGAUGACAGUGGGACAGGCAUCCUGCUACGACCAAGCCAAGGAAAUUGGGAUCACCUCCAAUCUCUUCUCUGACAGUCUCUUCACCCACAUCACAGUCAGUUUCAUGGCCGGUUUAUGUGCCACCUUCCUAUGCCAGCCCUUGGAUGUGCUCAAGACUCGAAUGAUGAAUAGCCAGGAUUAUUAUAGUAUCUUUUAUUGUGUAACAGACACAGCCAGAUUGGGACCACUGGCUUUUUACAAGGGUUUGUUCCCUGCUGCUCUCCGCCUGAUACCACAAACCAUUUUAACCUUUGUCUUCUUGGAGCAACUUCGAUUCCGCUUUGGAAUUCCAGUGGAGUGA